Molecule: messenger RNA, 450 nt
Organism: Opisthocomus hoazin
Lineage: Eukaryota; Metazoa; Chordata; Aves; Opisthocomiformes; Opisthocomidae
Source: RefSeq, a predicted model, not a curated record
AUGCUAUCUUAUUCAGUGAGUAUGCAGUUUAUUAUUUUUAUGUAUUUUUCUGUGUGAUACCACAAAAAAAAUUUCCUAGGUAUGUCCACCAGUACUACUCGCCUGACCAGUACCAGUCAGCCCACCAACACCACUGCGUCUGUCACCUUGACGACUCAGCCCACCACCACCAGCCAGACAACAAGAUCCACCACAGCUUCAUCAGUCACAUCGUCACCACUCAAUAUUACAGUGGUGACCACAUCCAAGAUUCCUUUCACUUCUGUAACAGCCACAUCAAAAUCUGAGGCUGUUGUAGCCAAAACCUCCAGAUUUGAUGCAGGCAGUUUUGUAGGUGGCAUUGUGCUGACACUUGGAGUCCUAGUUAUCCUCUACAUCGGAUGCAAAACCUAUCACUCUAGAAGAGGCAUUCAGUACAGAACCAUUGAUGAACAUGAUGCCAUCAUUUAA